UUCAUCAACACUAUACAAAGCAACUUCUCUGAUAUAAUAACAAGGACCUUUAUCAAUAUCACAUUUGCUUGCCGAUACCCUGUUAAUUACAUGCUGCAACAGCCUAACGGAGAGAAUAAAAUCAGUGUUGACAUCAGAACCAUUACACUGAACACAGAAGAUGGGAAUUUUUCUGUCUCAAUGAUAUUGUACAAGGACCCAAAUUUUGAGGAUAUGUGGACUACUGUUCCCUUUCUAACCCUAGAGGAUAACAUCUUUGUCAAAGUCAAUAUGGUUCCAGGUCAUUUAAUAAUCCAGCUUGAAAACUGCUGGUCUACACCAACAAAGAAUCCUUCUCAUCCUGUUCAAUAUUCCUUUAUAGAAGAUAGCUGCUCCCAAGUUGUCAAAGAUGAAACACUGUCAGUAAUAAUGAAUGGCGAAGGUGCAGAAGCAAUGUUUAGGAUCCAGAUGUUCAAGUUUGUUGGCAUCUCUUACAAUGACAUUUUCCUACACUGCACAGUUCAGAUUUGUCACAGUACAGCAGCUGUUUGCAAGCCAAAUUGUACUAAUUAUGGUAGAAUAACCAGGAAUAAAAGAGAAACUACACCAUUUCCUACUCUCACAGUCUCUUAUGGUCCCAUCAAGCGAAAGCUGGCAGAUGAUGGAGAAACUAACAUAAAUAAAGGAAAACUUCCACCAGUUGAAACCUUUAUCCUUGGAGGAUUGCUUAUGGCAUUUUUAGUUAUAACUGGAAUCUUUGGAAUACUUUUGCUUCAGUCAAGAAGAGCAUAUCCUCCUAUGCAAGCUCAGCUGACUAUGUCACAUUUUCAUAACUCAGAAGUAGCAUCAUAAUUAGCUGAUUCCUCUAUCUUACAAUAUUUGGUCUGAGUCACAGCAAGGGUCAUGAGGCCUAAUAGGGUACCAAUCUCAAAUUAAUGUUUAUUUUAUACAUGUAUGUGAUUUUUAUUUUUGAUUCAACUGAAGGCCACAGAUUAAUGAGGCUACACUUUUCUGUUCAUUUUCAUAAUAAACAGUAGAGUUUAUUAUGCAAUUGGUAAAGUAAUGCAUGCUGAGAACCUAUAAUUAUGUUUUCUGGAUUAUUUUAAUUUACCACAGACUUGUCAUUUUCCCCUACCUAAAAACCGAGAUAUUUUUCAUCUCCUCCUACUCUACCCCAAAAGGCCACCCUGAUUGUUAUGGCAUAAUCACCAAUUGGCUAUUGUCUCAAAGAUAAACAGACUGUUUCUGACUGAAGCUGAUGCUGAGUCACUGGUAGAAGUCAUGGAAUGGACACUUAAACUACUACUGUUUCAGUGACUAUGAUGGUAUCAAAAGUAUCAUUUGCAGGAUCGUCAAAGUCAUCAAUGUUCUACUCUUCCCAUUCAAUAAACAAGUUUCGCUUCAUUUCAUUCAUUGGCACGUUUUAUUUUGAAGUACAUGAAGAAACUAAAUUUCUGCAUUCUUUGAGAUGAACAUUAAUCCUUUGUAUCUUGCUAUUUGACACUUUUUGACAGACUGAAGGGAUCUGGUUACUUCAUGAUCAAAAUUAGUAGUCUAGACUUAAUCCCAUCGCUGUAACAGUGUUAAAACAAUAGACAGGCCAUGAUUUGUUACAGAAACCUAGUUGGCAGUUUGCUGUCUACAUUACAAGUUUUAACUAUUAUAACUGGGAAUGGGAAUAAUUGCAUUGAAAGCAGGAACCC
Molecule: messenger RNA, 1682 nt
Organism: Dermochelys coriacea (leatherback sea turtle)
Lineage: Eukaryota; Metazoa; Chordata; Testudines; Dermochelyidae
Product: uromodulin-like
Exons: 6
Coding region: 91-831 (246 amino acids)
Biological process (GO): neutrophil migration
Cellular component (GO): apical plasma membrane; cell surface
Source: RefSeq, a predicted model, not a curated record